Eurytemora carolleeae is the source of this 2115-nucleotide messenger RNA. Its product is annotated as solute carrier family 28 member 3. The transcript has 5 exons. The coding region runs from base 314 to 2050 and encodes 578 amino acids. The record is from RefSeq and is a predicted model, not a curated record. NCBI's taxonomy places the organism in Eukaryota, Metazoa, Arthropoda, Copepoda, Calanoida, Temoridae. Gene Ontology annotation, molecular function: nucleoside:sodium symporter activity. Gene Ontology annotation, cellular component: membrane. Gene Ontology annotation, biological process: nucleoside transmembrane transport.
AUUGUUUUAGAUUUAGGUACAGUGAUUAGCUAGUAUUAUUUAAACAUGAAUAUUCUGUAUUGAAAUGCUGAGACAGCUUCAGGGUUAGAGAUUAGUGCAGUCAGAACAAUUGCAGUUUGCACUUUUAUAAGUUUAUAUUAUGCAGAUUUAGUAAUUUUCAUUGAUCAAACAAAAAACGUUUAUAUUUCCAAAUUUAUCUUGGUGAGAAAGAUAAGGCAAAGUUUUCUCAUCAGUUCAACCGGGUCAAGUGGAAGUUUCUAAAUAUUUUUCUAAUCAGAAGUUUGAAGUAAAAUACAAGUAUACAGUAUACAGUAUGCCAAGAGCGCCAGAUGCAAAGUCUGAUAAUUCUCUAAAUAACCAAAGUUCUGCUGUUGCCAGUGAUACAAAUGUUAAAAGCAUGUUUAACAAAUCAUCCAUGAAAACCCUGACAAACAUAUUUGUCAAAGUGAUCUUGUUUAUCGGAUAUAAUUCCUAUCUGGGAUAUGCGAUUCAUUUUAACAUAGAAAAUGAGAAAGACAUGGACUGGUGUGGAGGACUUGGAUUCCUUAUCCUUCUCACAUCCUGGGUCUACAUACUGUUCUUCUACUUCAAGAUAUUCAAACCUCAAAUUAUCAAGUCAGACUUGAAGAUCAAGAUUCCAAGAAAGAUUAAGAGGAUUUGUCAAGGUAGAAUGGUUAGAAACAGUGCCACAGCAUUAGUUCCGCUGAGUAUUAUUGUUUUCCUUGUAUUUGACACUGCUAACGACCGAUACAGAUUAGUUUCUGGUGGAGGUUUAUUCUUCAUACUUCUUCUUGGAUUUAUCUUUUCUAAAUCCCGGAGCAAAAUAGUUUGGAGGCAUGUCCUGUGGGGCAUGUGCCUCCAGUUUAUAUUUGGUUUGAUUAUCAUGAGAUGGGAAUAUGGUAGAGUUUUAUUUGACUGUGUUGGAUCAAAGUUUGAUACCUUCCUGGGAUACACUGAUGCCGGCUCUUCAUUUGUAUUCGGAUAUUUAGUGGAUCAGAAACCGUUUCUUCCAGACAAGCUAGGUAAUAACUCCCUAGCAAAGAAGAUUGCUGAAGAAAUUAACGCUGCACAUUCUGUGUCUACAAUUGUUGUCUUUAAAACUCUCUCAACUGUUUAUUUUUUCAGUUUUCUUGUAUCCAUGCUGUACUACCUGGGUUACCUGCAAUGCCUUGUUAUCAAGAUCGGAUGGCUUCUUCAAGUCUCGGUUGGAACUACAGCUUGUGAAUCUGUAAAUGCUGCCGCCAAUAUAUUUAUGGGUCAAGCAACUGCUCCGUUCCUUAUAAAACCUUAUAUUUCGGAGAUGACCUUAUCUGAACUUCAUGCUGUGAUGACUGGGGGGUUCGCAACCAUUGCAGGAACAGUUUUAGCAGCUUAUGUUAGUUUUGGAGUGUCUGCAGCUCAUCUUGUUUCUGCCUCUGUAAUGUCAGCGCCUGCUGCUCUUGCCUUCUCUAAGUUAUUUUACCCAGAAACAGAGAAAUCUAAAACUACGGCAGAAAAUAUCUCUAUUGAGCCUCCAAUAGAAGCAAACUUACUAGAUGCUGCAACACAAGGUGCAUCCUCUGCAGGCAUCUUGGUGGUUCAUGUUACCGCAAUUGUUGUAGCGUUUAUAGCAUUCAUGGCAUUUAUUAACAGUGUUGUCGGAUUCCUGGGAGCCCUUGUAGGAUUCGAUUAUAUAACAUUUGAUCUAAUUCUUGGAAAACUGUUUAUGCCUCUCACAUUUGUGAUGGGGGUAGAGUGGAAAGACUGUGAGAAAGUGGCAAGACUUAUUGGCGUUAAAACCAUUCUUAAUGAGUUUAUAGCUUAUCAGCAACUUGGAGUUCUUAUUGAAAAUGGCGAGCUAUCACAGCGGUCAAUCCUCAUAGCAACAUAUGCUCUUUGUGGAUUCGCCAAUCCGGGCAGUAUUGGAGUUCAACUGGCUACACUAUCUUCAAUAGCACCAGAUAGAAAAUCAGAUUUUUCUAAAGUUGCAUUUAGAGCGUUUAUCUCGGGUACAGCUGCUUGUUUGCUAACUGCUUGCGUUGCAGGCAUUUUAAACAAUGAGUUAGUGUAAUAUAAAAUUAACAUUAUAUAUUUUUUCAAAUAAUAUUUAUAUCAUAUUUAUCACAAGUUUUAUCA